This is a messenger RNA of Tetranychus urticae (two-spotted spider mite), 1259 nucleotides long. It is a transcript of the gene Fip1, whose product is annotated as Factor interacting with poly(A) polymerase 1. Gene Ontology annotation, cellular component: mRNA cleavage and polyadenylation specificity factor complex. The record is from RefSeq and is a predicted model, not a curated record. NCBI's taxonomy places the organism in Eukaryota, Metazoa, Arthropoda, Arachnida, Trombidiformes, Tetranychidae.
AUGGAAACAUUAGAGGAAGAUGAUACAAAGAGCAAAAAUAUUGGACUUAAUAUUGAAGCUGUUGCAAAUUACAAUGGUACACCUAUCUACGAUUUGAAUUUAGAUACAAUUACAGACAAACCUUGGAGAAAACCAGGAGCAGAUAUAACAGAUUAUUUCAAUUAUGGUUUCAAUGAAGAAACAUGGAAGAUCUACUGUGAAAAACAAAAGAAGAUUCUAUCAGAUAUAGCAGAUGGAACAAAUAAUAGUUCUAGUAUUCCUAAAAUUGGUACUAUUGAAAGAUCGGUUGCUCCUAAUGGCAAUAAUAAUCAACCAAUACCACCAUUUACAACUUCGGGUCCCAAAACAACUGGCGCUCCAACUCAAUCGGUUACAGAGUCUCCUAUUCCCAUAGCUAGUAUCAACGAAAAUUCAAAAUAUUCUGGUAUGGGAUUAACCAAAAAAGCAGGUCCUCCUCCAGGUAGAAAACCAAGUGGUACCAUUGAUGUCAUUGGAGGUGGAACACCAAACAGUCCAUCAAUGAUCACUAGUCGUCGACCUCCGGAUACACCCGAUAACUUCAACUCUAUGAUGAAUCAAGUUCCACCUGGGCCAGGAUUACCGCCAGGACCUUUCCACUAUCCACCACCGCCUUUCGGGAUGCCACCACCACCACAUGCUGGUAUGGAUUUCCAUCUCAUGGGCCCCAGAGGAAUUAAUCCAUCUAUGAUUACAAGCAUUCCGCCUUCUACAAGUUACCCGCCACCCCCCAUCUUAGAUUAUAAAAUGAUUAUAAAAAGAGAACGCGAUGAUGAUGGCGAGAGCGACAAAAGAGAACGGGAAGAGAGGGAUAAAAGGGAAAGAGAAGAAAGGGACAAAAGAGACCGGGAAGAACGAGAUAGAAGAAGUAAAAGAAGGGAUAGAGAGGAGCGUGACGAGCGCGAAAAGCGCGAACGUAGAGAGAGAGAGAAACACGUUAAAAAAGAGUUUAGAGAUGAGAAAGAUAGAGAUAAGCGAGAAAGGCGUGAUAAAUAUGAUAAGAGGCAUCGAGAUGAUAGAGAUGAUCGCGAUGAAGGCAAAAAACGCAGAACAAGUGAAAGUGAUUCCAGAGAUCGAGAAGAGAGAGUGAAAAAAGAAAAAAAAGAUAGAGGGGAAAAAGAGAGGAGAGAGAGAUAAAAUAUCCCGCCGUCCUGUAAAUGCACCAUUUCAUGUCAUAGUCCUUAAUCAUUAACAGAUUCAACUAUUUAAUAAAUGAACUGAAAAGUUUCUCAUCACUUACU